AUGCCUUCCUCCACGCUUUCAGAACCAGCCGGAGAGCCCGAGUUCUUCUUCCGAUCUCUGAAUCCCACAGGGACCGAAACAAUUUUAUUGAUCCACGGCGCAUUUGGCAGCAGCAAAGAAUGGGACGACGUGGUACCCCCGCUCAUUAAAAAUGGCUACCACGUUCUCAUCCCGGACCUUCCUGCACACGGGCAAUCCGUAGCGAUCCAGCCUUUCAAAGUCGCCUACGCGGCCCAGUUGAUCUUGGAGCUAGUCACCAAGUAUGCCCAAAAUGGCCGUGCACACAUCGUGGGCUUGAGUCUAGGCGCACACAUUGCCGCCUACAUGGCCGAAUACGGAAGCCCCGACCAGGUACUGUCGGUCAUCGCGUCGGGAUAUAAUUAUUUCCAACCACCCCAGCUCACGGUACCGCUUUUUGCACCACCACUUUUCUUCCUGCACCAUUUGACCAUGGCCGUUACGAAUCCGCGGGCGGAGAUCGCGGCUCUGCAGAAAGGCGAAACAUCCUAUGGGCUAAUUGAGGAGGUGACGAGAACGAUCGUUCAGCCGCGGGAAAUUGGGGACAUCCAUGUGCGCCUUUUGGCAGUCGCGAGCGCAUCAAAGGACACUUGGCUGGCAAGGGAUCGUCUCGGGAGCUCGAAAACUCUAUUUGAAGCCGUCAUUGGUGGACAUGAGAAUGGAAGUCGCGCUGUGAUGCACCGUGGCAUCAGACAUAACUGGCAUGCAGAAGAACCGGCGCUGUUUGGGGCGUUGGUACUUGCGUGGGUUAGGGGCGAGCCGUUGGAUAGUAAUUUUGAGGACAUUGAAUAG
Messenger RNA from Penicillium cinerascens, 810 nucleotides. RefSeq names its product alpha/beta fold hydrolase. The transcript has a single exon. The record is from RefSeq and is a predicted model, not a curated record. Lineage: Eukaryota; Fungi; Ascomycota; Eurotiomycetes; Eurotiales; Aspergillaceae. The coding region runs from base 1 to 810 and encodes 269 amino acids.